CUCACGGGUAUCAACAUUGUUCCUUUUUUUUUUGGGGAAAAAUCAACAUUGUUCCUCUGUUUCGAAACGUGGCGAAUGUUUUUUUUUUCAUUGAAAAUUAAAACAUCGAAACGCAGCGUAUUAUCCGUCUCUCUGUCCUCCCUCUUUCUCUCCCACAAAGCUGUGACCAGAAGAUCAGUGAUUGUUCGAUGAACGAAGAGGAGCCAGACAAAGAACACGUGGCGGAUUCUACUAUGUCGGCGGCGGCGAUUGAUGGUGUGGCGGCUCUGAGAUCGGUGUUUCAGCGGGUAAACCAGGCGGCGGAGAAAGCGGGUCGUGGGUCGGAUCAGAUACGGGUCGUAGCGGUGAGUAAGACGAAACCAGUUUCUCUGAUUCGCCAAGUAUACGACGCUGGUCAGAGGUCUUUUGGAGAGAAUUAUGUGCAAGAGAUCAUUGAGAAGGCACCUCAGCUUCCAGAAGAUAUAGAGUGGCAUUUCAUUGGGAAUUUGCAGAGCAACAAAGUGAAGCCUUUGCUAUCUGGUGUUCCUAACCUUGUGACCGUGGAAAGUGUUGAUGAUGAAAAGAUUGCAAAUAUGCUUGAUCGUGUGGUUGGUAAUAUCGGAAGAAAGCCCUUGAAGGUAUUUGUCCAAGUGAAUACCAGUGGUGAAGACUCUAAAUUCGGCGUGGAACCCUCGGGAUGCGUAGGACUGGCGAAACACGUGAAGGAAGCUUGCUCGAAUCUUGAGUUUUCUGGUUUGAUGACAAUAGGGAUGGCUGAUUACACUUCAACCCCAGAGAAUUUCAAGUUGCUUGCGAAAUGCAGAAGUGAAGUGUGUAAGGAGCUUGGAAUACCGGAGGAGCAAUGUGAGCUAUCUAUGGGGAUGUCUGGUGACUUUGAACUAGCAAUUGAACUGGGAAGCACAAAUGUGAGAAUAGGAUCUACUAUUUUCGGGGCGAGAGAGUAUCCUAAGAAGUAAUGAUGUAAACUACUGAGUGAUGAGAUUGAUUCUAAGUUUGAACAUCAAAACCAGUUUCAGGGAAGAAUAAGAGCUUAGGUUUUAAUGUUGAAAUCAUGUAGAUCUUCUCUCUUCUUUUGUUUUGCAUUGUAUUUGGUGAUGUUGCUUGUAAGUUGUAACCAAGGUACAUUAUUACUAUUUUUCUAAUUUCAUGGAUAUAAACACAUGAAAGAAGAAUAAAGAAUCUUGUCUUUGCUACGUUACUAGUGAGAAGUAGUUAAAAGGGUGUCACAACCACUUGUUACUAUUCUUUUGGUUUGAGAGCUCUGCUAACUAAGAUUUUAAUACUUCUUUUGUGUUAUGAAACACUGAAAGCAAA
Molecule: messenger RNA, 1314 nt
Organism: Arabidopsis thaliana (thale cress)
Lineage: Eukaryota; Viridiplantae; Streptophyta; Magnoliopsida; Brassicales; Brassicaceae
Product: Putative pyridoxal phosphate-dependent enzyme, YBL036C type
Exons: 7
Coding region: 189-956 (255 amino acids)
Molecular function (GO): pyridoxal phosphate binding
Source: RefSeq, marked reviewed